Guyanagaster necrorhizus is the source of this 1269-nucleotide messenger RNA. RefSeq lists its product as uncharacterized. Bases 238 to 864 code for a protein of 208 amino acids. The transcript has 3 exons. Lineage: Eukaryota; Fungi; Basidiomycota; Agaricomycetes; Agaricales; Physalacriaceae. The record is from RefSeq and is a predicted model, not a curated record.
CGGAAUGGAGAAGCCCAAUACAUAAGACGAUCGCGACAAACCUGGUCGUUUCCCACACACUUUUGUUGUUAACCACCACUGCCAUGAUCUAUUCUCGCACCUAAUAUCACCACUUAAUUAUCAUACAACACCUUCGUUCUUUCGCCAAUUCUGUGUUUCAGGUCAUCCCGAACCCCACUGGCAAUGCCCAUUUAUCUUCCCCGCAGUGAUAUGGAGUCUAUUUUUCGAAAGGUGUUCAUGUUGAGCGUCAGUUUCCUGCUGGCCUCAGUUGGGUUUUCUCUGAGCGUGGUUUCAUCCUUGUUGGGCAUGUUCUUCCCUGAUAUACAGGAGCGGCCUCCACGUCGUAAGGACCCAAUCCGCGUGUCCAGAAGGAAAAAUCCUCAUCGACAUCAAAACCGUGACCGAUCUUGGUCUCCGGAUCAACAUGGCCUCGUUACAGAGGAGGCCCGGCCCGUUUUCAACCUCCUCGUACAACCUAUUGACAAUGUCACUUAUGACGACCUGAUUGUCACAGAACCAACUGAGCGAGGACUUAGCGAAACUUUAUUGAGUGAUGCCUCCGGCCUGGGGUCAUCGCCACCUUCACAGCCUUCCCGCGCAUCUAUGUCACCCUCCGAGUACUCAGAACGCUCAGAGUCGAGCGCUCAGACGUAUGAUUUCCCUAUAGUAUCGAGCGAGGAAUCAUCUCCUCAUCAUAAUUCGCACAUGCAUGGUUUCCGUAUCAGACGGACGUGGAAAAAAUCGAAAUCCUCCAUUCCAAUGCCUUCUUCGACGGAGCUGCCCAUUCUUAAUAAUCCGUCAACAAUUAAAAAGUCGAAAACGUUCAACAAAAGCCCUCGUACGGAGAAAAAAGGGCAUCUGUAAGGCGAGGUCAUUCUGUGUCAUGGAGAGGGAAAAGACUCCGAAACCACCGACUCCCCGUCCUCGUACACAACCAUAUGAAGCACCGUAUUUUACACCACUUCCAGGUUCCGGGCCUAUUUUGUCUGUGCCUAAGACUAAGCCGGUUCGUAGCAGUACGCUACCACCUCCGUCAAAUCGAGCCGUCACCACUUCCACACCAUUUACAUCAGCAUGGACUACUUAACGUUUCAAGUAAGAACGUUCGCUAUCAUUUGCUAUGGGCAUUUCAGUUCAACAUAAUCGCUUAGCUUCGUUCAUUAUUUAUUCCUAGCUCAUUUUAAUUUCGAAGGAAAUUUAGGCUCAUUUAUGGCAUCGAGACCAUAUGGUGCUACGCGUUCGUUGCAUAAAAAUGUACUUGUAUUGGAG